AGCCGGCUUUAUCGUCACUUGAGGUUUCAAGUGAAAUGAGGAACAUAUUAUCAUGUCAGUGACCUGUCACUGACCCGUCACAGUGUCUGCAUCCAUCAUUCACACUGCUGGAGGCUAAAUGAGGACCAUUUUACUCACAUGUCUCCUGGGAAAAAGGGAUUUUGACUGCAACAUGAGGGAAACCAACACACCAAAUUGUGUCGCGUCAGCCAUGGUGUGAGUUGUUGAAAGCAGCAUAUUCUCUGUCGACGGGGACUGUGUGGAUGUGAGCCAUGUCUCAAUCGGAAUCCUGCACUAACGUGUGGGACUGGCUGUGCGUGCUUCGCCUGGAGCAGUACUCUGGGGCCUUUCGAAGCGCCGGGCUUGCGACAUUAGCAGAGUGUCGCAGCCUCACCUCAGAUCGGCUGGAACGGAUGGGCAUCACCCUGCCGGGCCAUCAGAGGCGGAUCCUGGCCAGCCUGAACAAAACGCACCUCAGUCGUGAUCAGUCGUUACACGAGCCGGCGGAUGAAACGGGUCAUGCCGAAGUACCGCAGAGAAAGAGACCUGUGCCCGCUCCGCCAGAGGGAAAACCUGCCCUCCAGGAAAGUGAGAAGAAAGACGGGGAAACCCCCUCACUGAAGAAGAGGGAAAAACCAAUCCCCAAGGAGAGACAUCUGGUCAGAGGACGAGAGGAUGGUAGAGAAGCAGAAGAGAAGAAGCCCGCUGUCGUACAAAGACAGACGAUACACAGAGGAGGUAAAGAGGAUGAAGGCAAUGGAGGAGUCGAUGGAGAAAGUGUGAAGCCGGUGCCAAAAGAGAGAACUAAGUUUCGCUCCAGCGCUCCAGUCGACAGAUACCCUAGCUCAGUCUCACCGGUGUCUGAAUCUUCUUUACCCCCCGUCCCCCCACGGAGCACCCUCAAUUGCCCUCCACAGCGCUUUACCUCUUCAGGUUGCUCGUCCCUUCCCGCUGAUUUUCCUUCAAAAGACAAGCCUGCAGUGAAAGAUCCUGCUGUACACUGCAGAUCGGAAUCUCCAACUACCAGCACACAAGUGUUUCUCGCCCCACCCAGCAUCCCCUCCACCCAAACUCGGCCUCAGACGUUGUCCAUCCAGCCACCGGCCCAACAUCCAAGCAGUGAAGGAGGAAGAAAAUCAUCCCUCACUUCCUCGCCCAUCUCCCCUACUGCCUCUCCGAGUAGAGACAGAACUGCUCCACCUCUUCCUCCCAAGAUCGGAGUGGGAUCUAAAGGCGCGCCACCGAUUCCACAGAGGUUUCCAUCACAGGCUCCCUCAACUAAGAGCCCACCCCCCACUCCCAAGAAGGACACUGAUGAGCUUCAGGCAGACCAGACGCCGCUGGUCCCACCUCGCAUCAGCACGCCGCAAAGCCGAGACAAGGCUCAGCGACCAACGCGAUCCGACUCGCAGCCGGCUCUGCCUGCCCGGAAGAUUCCCCAGCGGCCCCGUAGCUACCGAUUGAGUUCAUUCGAUGAUAAUUCUGAUGACUACGAAGAUCCAGACUCGUACUCCCCCGCUGUCCAUCGAUUGAACACACCUGACAGGGACAUGUCCCUGCUAGUGCCCGUCCACUCAAGCAGGAGGUGCAAUUCUUUGUGUAGCGAUGAUGAGCUUCUGGAUUACGAUGACUCUACCCUGUGGCAGGAUGAGUGUCUUGGCAAACAGCAACGCAGCGUCUACCUGCCAGACAAUGGCAGGCUUCCCCCUGCUGCCAAACAAGACAGCUCACAGCACUCUGCAGUCAUAAAGAUGGGCUGGCUGGACAAGAAUCCCCCUCAGGGGGCUCUUUAUUACCAGAGGCGAUGGGUGAAGCUGGAUAUCGACUAUCUGAGAUACUUUGACUCUGACAAGGACGUGUAUUCCAAGGGCAUCAUCUCAACAGCGUUCAUCACUAAUGUGACCAGUGUUGGGGAGCUGAAAUUAGAGGUUGGCACAAGCAAUCGAACCUUCAUCUUCAGGGCUGAAAGUGAAGCUGAGAGAAACGACUGGGUGACCGUGCUGCAGGACGUCACCAGGGGGCGCCAGCGACGCAGCACCAUCAGCCCCGUCACAUCCUUGACCCCAGACUAUCAGGGCUAUUUGGAACUCAGAGGAUUGCGCUCCAAACUUUACACAGUUGUCGCUCUUGAUAAAGUCUAUCUCUACAAAAACAUUGAUGACUAUCGCAUUGGAGUAGGCAUCACAUCCAUUGAUAUGAAUGUGGGGAAUAUUAAAGACACAGAACGACGUAGCUUCGAUCUCACCACACCAUAUCGGAUAUUCAGUUUUAUAGCGGAGUCUGAACAGAUGAAGGAUCAGUGGGUGGAAGCCAUGAGGAACGCCAUCGGUGAGGCUUUGUCCAAUAGUGAGGUGGCCGAGCGAAUCUGGGCGGAGACCAGCAACAGCCUCUGCGCCGACUGCGGGGCUCCCAAACCUGAAUGGGCGGCCAUCAACCUGUGCGUGGUGAUCUGCAAGCGAUGUGCAGGAGAGCACAGAGGCCUGGGUCCAAGCGUCUCAAAAGUCCGGAGUCUGAAGAUGGAUAGAAAAGUCUGGACUGAAGAACUUAUUCAGGUGUUCCUGCUGCUGGGCAACAAGCGGGUCAACAGUUUCUGGGCAGCGAACGUCCCGCCGAGCGAAGCCUUGUCACCCUCCAGCUGCAGCGACGAGAGACGGCGCUUCAUCACCAACAAAUACCGCCAGGGCAAAUACAGGAAAUACCACUCUCUGUAUGGAAACCAGAGUGAGCUCAAUAAUGCUCUGUGUAUAAACGUGCAGAGCAGUGAUGUUCUGGAGACGCUGUGCCUGAUUUUCUGCGGUGCAGAUGUGAAUUGUUCGACUGGUAUGCCAGAUUGGCCCUCCCCUCUCUCCCUGGCCUCUGCUCAUGCACAACCUCUGCAGGCUGAACUAAUUAGCCAUAAUCUCAACACAGAGCUGCCACGGUUAGACGCCGGUGAGCUUAUGGAGCCGAUACAGUACCUACCAACACCUUGUGUUUCUCACAAUGGCUUCUUGUUCAAGACUGCAUCCAUGGGCCGGGCGACCGCGGAGCACAAAGGCAGGGAGGAGUUCAGCCGUCGCUGGUGCACAUUAAACGACGGCACGUUCAGCUACUAUGAAAGUGACAAGAACUCGAACCCUAACGGAGUGCUGAAGGCCACAGAGAUAGUCUGUUUGGCUGUCGACGCCCCUCAGAAGCACGGAUACAAUCAUACUUUUGAGCUGUACACGGAGGCGGAGCGUCUCUAUUUGUUUGGCACGGACGAUCCAGACGGCCACAAGCAGUGGGUCAAGUCUCUCGCCAAGAGCUUUAUUCCACCCAGCGCCGAGCCUUUGCUGAAAUUGGGUUUUGAGCGGAUCGGGCGGCUGAAGUGUAAAGACGGCUUGAACCUGCAGACAUCAAAGUUGGGGUGGUUCGCCCUGGUGGGCUCCACGCUUCACGUCUACCUGGAGGCCAACAAAGGGGAAGAAAUCCACCUCCGCAAGCUGAAUGAACUCUCAAUUCAACAAGACAAUGAAGUGCUGGUCUUGGUGGAGAGAGGCAGGACUUUGUACAUCGAAGGAGAGAGAAAACUGGAUUUUUCUGGCUGGUGUGGAGCCAUCCAGGCCGCAGCGGGGAGCGGAGGAGACACGCUGAGCCAGCAGCAGCUGACGGAGACGGACAUACCCGUCAUAGUGUACAGCUGCAUCGGCUACAUCACGCAGUGUGGCUUGACGUCGGAAGGCAUCUAUCGUAAAAGUGGCGUGAACUCCCGCGUGGCAGCGCUAUGUGAGCGCUUUCGCAGCGACGCUCGCAGCCUCCGUCUGAAAGAAGGGGAGCAUCAGGUGGACGACGUCUCCAGCACCAUGAAACGCUUCUUCAGGGAUUUAGAAGAAGGCCUGUUCACGGCAGAGGACGCCCCCACCUGGCUCAGCGUCGCUGCCAUUGAGGAUGAAAGUAGAAAAAUCUCCCAGUACAAGCUGCUGUUGAACCGGCUGCCUCGUGUCAACAAAGCUACACUACAAGCUCUUAUCAACCACCUCUACUGCGUGCAGCGUUUCUCUGAUCGCAACCAGAUGAACCUCCACAACCUGGCUAUAGUGUUCGGCCCCACGCUGUUCCAGACUGAUGGGAAGGACUACACGGCUGGCCGUGCCAUCGAGGACCUCAUUCAGCACUACACAGUCAUAUUUGAGGUGGAUGAGCAGCAGCUAAGGAAGCAGCUGGAAGAGAUCAAAGUCAUCAUCGAAGUGCGAGAUCGGCUCCACAUAGCGAAUUUCCCCAGUACUGAACCAGGCGGCCACUUCAUCUGCACCGUGUAUCUGGAGAAAAAGGAAGAAACGGCGGAGCGUCACGUCAAGAUCCCUGGUUCCAUGACGGCAGCAGAGCUGACGUGUGAGGUUCUGGACCAGCGGAACAUCGCUGUCAAAGACAAAGAGUACUGGAGCUGCUGGGAGGUCUGCGACAAAGAGGAAAUGGAGCGUCCGCUGCACUAUCAGGAGCGAGUCCUUCCGAUCCUUCACUCCUUUGGCACCGACUCCCACCUGCUUAUUAAGAAGCACAUUGCUAUGGAGGCGAUGCUCCUCUACCUGGGAAGUAAAGUCGACGCCUCUAAACAUGGGAUGAUGAAAUUCAGAGAGGAGCGAAGCAUCUUGGGUCUGGGGCUGUCCUCUGGGAAUUUCCACGACCGAUACUUCAUCCUCAAUUUCACCUCGCUCAGAAUGUACAAGGAAGUCCGGAGUAACCGACCAGAACGCGAAUGGCCAGCGAAGAGUUUAAGAGUUUAUCUCGGUAUCAAAAAGAAACUCAGACCUCCGACAUGCUGGGGACUGACUGUGGUGCAUGAGAGCAAGAAGCAAGAGAAGCAGGAGAGACAGCAGUGGUAUCUCUGCUGCGACACUCAGACAGAAAUGAGAGAGUGGUUUGCAACUUUUCUCAGUAUCCAGUACGACGGCGACGUGUGGCCGCAGGACGGGCUCCAGCAGACGCGCGCGAGCCGCGCGCCGCCGGACACGCGUCACGGUAACGUGUCACUGAUACCUCUGCGUGGCAGUGAGAAUGAGAUGCGGAACAGCGUAGCAGCUUUCAGCCAAGACCCGCUUGCUGUGAGUCGAUCCACCAAUCACUGGGACAAAUCUGGUACAAACCCCCGGCGGCUCCGUCCAGAGCGGGGCCGCCCAAUCAGAGACAUUCAUGCUGGACAGGUGGUCCAGACCCUCAGCCCUGAUCCCCCUCGAGGAGCAGAGCAAAUCUGCUCACGUCCUUCGCCAGUUGUGUAAUCACUGCCGUGCAGGACUGGUUUCUCGUCAGUGUUUCACAUGUGAAGUGGUGCAUGAGAUCAGGAGCUGUGCAUCAGAGGACUGACUUGUUUCCUUUACAUUAUCCUUCAAAAGGAGGACAGGAGUUGAGGGUCGCACCUGAACAGGAUCAAUAAUCUCUGCUGCAUGAUUUCACUUUGAUUCAACCUUCAACAGAGUCUGGGUUCUUAAACUUUGCCAGAAAUACACAAUGGUAGCUCUUUUUUUUCUUCUUCUUCUUGUGUGUCUGUUAUUGUCGGCCUGGAUUCCAACACAACAGAAUAAAUGAGUAAUUUGUGUCUGGUCCUAAAAAUAUUUGAGAAUCCAGACGAUGUGAGGAGGAGGAGGAGGAGACAGCAGCAUUUCAUGUUCUAGCCGUUCUUUUCUGAGGAAGUUCUGUCAAACGGAGCUCUGAAAAUCAGCAGAGAAACAAAGAACGGAGCAUGUGACGUGCACCGGCGCCUGCAGGCAGACUGUGGUUAACGCCGUGUUUCACAGCACUGCCGCCGUAUCGGCUCCCGGAGUCACACGCUUGGUAUGAAUUCGACAAACUUCUUCACAGAAGGUUUUUCUGGACUGCAUUUCAAGUGCACAGAUAUAAAACCACAACUGUUCCCCAGCAUCGAUUUCCCCCUUUCCAUCUGUUCUUCUGCUCCCAUAGAAUAUUUUAGCCCAGCCGUGCAAAACAUUUCACUCUUCUCUCGGCUUUGGCGCCACAAACCCAAAUGUCCACAACCUGAUAGAUGCUGUCGUCUCCUCCUGCUGUUUUUUAGUCAUCAAACACUGCUCAUUAGUUUGCUUCUACAGCCUGUAACAACUCAACUCAAUCUGUUGGAACUUCCACGGGCAACAACAUGAACUGGAGGUUGCAGUGUUGUUGCCCUCCAGAUAGUUUCUAUUGAUUCUCCUCUGUCGGGUUUAUUGACUGGGAUCUUUUUUGUUAUUUUUUUUGGUGGGGGGUGUGUGAAGGUGUGAUUGCUUUGGUGAUGGGACAGCAGCAGCAGCAGCAGCAGAGGUGUGCAGCGCAUGCAGAGACGAGCGAGGGUCAGCGUGUGUGUGUGUUGAUGUGUGUAGUUUUCAGCGUGGAGUGACAGAGUGAAGAGAGUGUGUGUGUCUUUGUAUGACGCUCACGUAAAACCCCGAAAUGUGUGUGAAACUCAUGAGAGUUGACUGCUCCUGUUCAUACGGAUCCAGUAAGUCUGGUAACAUACAUAUACAUAACCUGUCCUGCCUCCUCACCCUCACACUCAACUUUUUAUUCAUCACAGUCCGACUCUGCUUCUCUUUCACCACCGUCUCCCUCCCCUACACUUUAUAUCCCAUUUUCUCUACAUGCUUCUGUCAAUACUCACGAACUCUGAAUUGUUUUAUCUUUCAGCUCUUUAGAGAUGUUCGGUAGUGAUUGCAGCACAUGAGGUAAGAUCAUUUUCUGUGCUUUGCACAUUUAUCAGUUUAUAACACACUGAUGUCACCGGUGCACUUUAUAGUCUGUCUUGCUAUAUAAUCUAUGAGCUUUUUUUUUUAGCAUAUUUUUUUCCAAUUUCUCUUGGUAUGUCAGUUUUUUUUUUUUUUAAUUUAAUUUGCUUCUGAGCAGAAAAAUGUAGUUUUUUGAUGUUUCAGACCCUCUGGGUGCCUAUAUUCUUCCACUGCCGUCUUGCCUGUCUACGGUAAAGGAGUAACCUGUGGCGUGCUGGCUGGAUUGUUAACCUUCACCAUGAGAAUAUUUGAGCGGUGUCACAUUGACCCUCCGGUUCCUGCUCAGUACCCUGGUGAAAGCUCUUCUUUUGGCAAAUCAAAACAGGAAAUUGUUUCCUGCGCUUCUCCAGGUCUUCUGAUCUAUUGUAUCAAUAAAUAGCAGCGUCAUGAAAAUGUAAAGUAUGUGACGAAAAUCUUCUCGGACCUGCUUAUCCCACAAAUGCAUGUUCUUCCAGCUGUGGCAGCAUUUCUGAAGGGAAUAAUCUAUCUUUACAAUUAUAUCGAAUUUAACUGCAAAGAAUCACGAAAUAAUCUACCAAACACACAUUUUUGUCAGCUGAUCUAAGUUGCUGUUUCUUUGUUCCAUUUAUUUGCGCUGUGGGUUCUGAGAAUUGAGGAAAGUUCCAGCAUCAUCUCUCACUUCAGGCAGAUUUUCUGGUUUGUUUCCCAGGCUGCAUAUCUGUGCUGAUCUGUUCUCUUGACCGCAGCUUAUUGAGUCCACGUCUCCUGAACAGCCUCAUAUCCGGUUGCCAUGACUCCGAGACGGUCUCGGACUGAAUGAAAAUCCCCAGCCCGUCCUCCCCGGGGAGAAGUGUUGACAUUAGAAUCACUCAGUCAAUCGAGAGUGAACGAGAGUGUCCAACAAGUUUGGCGAUAAAUAUCUGACUGCCUGAAUGUUUGUCUUGUUUUUAAAGGUUGGACAGUGUGUUUCGCCCGGUCUGAUGACCUCUGAAUAAUCCUGUGGCUUCAUUUUGUGACUGCAAAGACCAGAAUGGCGGACGCGGCUACAGGAAGCGGAUUCCUGUCGACCGCCUUCCUUUAAACUGCAGUAAAUGAACAUCGGGAUCAAAUGUAAAAUAUUCAAUGAAUUUGACUUGUUGCACAGAACGAGCGGAUGGGAUAUCUGGCAUUAAAAUAAAAGAGACACUUCGACUUUUCACUUUGGACCACAAUCAUCCUGAGGAGUUCCAGCAAGUCUGCAGCCACUGAUCUUCCUUCUCCGAUAGACUCUGAAGGAAACCUUCUUUUCUCUUCGGUAAUUUUUUUCCCGACAUCUGAAUUUAGAGUAAAGCCAGGCGCAGGUUCUGGCUGCUUAGCGAGUUCUUUCUUUUGUAGAAAACAAGACAUUUGAUGUGCAUUUCUAGGUCAGAAUAGUUUUUUUUUUUUAACCCCAUCGUCUGUACUGUUGUUCAACUAAUCAUUGAGAUAAUUGCACAGUUUUAAUUUCAGUAAUUUCCUGUUGUGAGCAAAGUGGAUGUCGUGGGACUCCGUGGCCCGGUUUAGUCCCGCAGUCGGAGGAGACCGGGGCGAAGGAAGGGUUUGCAUUACCCAGCAGGACAUUUGCCAGGACUAUGACCUCUGGUGACCUCUUGUCUGGCUGUGUGGAUGGUAUCGUGCCAUUGAGCAAGUUACGGAACAUGAGUCUGGUGCAGGGGAAAAAAAAAACAGCCUUUGUCUUGAAGCUGACGGAAGGAACGUCGCAUGUGGAGCGCGUGAAUACACUGAACAUAAGAAAAUGCUAGAUUUAUUGGUAGAAUUCUAAAUCUCAUGAACGCAGACAAAAGGGUCACUUUUAAAAUCAGUUGUAUUCAUGCUUGAACUUUAUCAACAUUCCUGCCCGUUGCGUCUGUUCUCAUGUCUUCAUAGGCUCUGAAACGACGCCGCGUUGGCCCCGCCUGUCGGCCGCCAGCAGUAUUUAUAAAGUUUUUCGUUAUGAAGAAAUCCACUUGAGAAAGAACCGAUGUCCGAUGUAUUUCUUACUAAGCAGUUUGAGUCUUUGCAACAGUGCAAUUUACAGGUCACCUCUACACAGGAGAAUAACCUGGAAUCAAAUCCUCACACACGACGAGCUUCCUAACAGCAGUCCUCUCCUUCUACCUUGUUUCCUCUGAAGGAUUUCCUUCGUGUAAAGAUUUAUUUAUUCAGACAGACAGUGCCAUGCAGCGCCGCAGGGUGACGCAUCCGGAUUUUUAGCUACUCUAACCUCCUUUUGCACCUGAGAAGAACCAGCUGGUUCAGUCUGUGGAGUCCGGAGUGAGGACACACCGGAGAGAAGGCCUUCGGCUUCAUAGUAUUGUAUACAUGUAUACAUGUGCAUACAUGAGAAGGGCUUCAAAAAAAUAUAUAUUUAAGAUUCCAACAUUAAAAGACGUAUUUAAGGGUAAAAACUUUUGGAUUUCGUUGAACUGAACUUUUCCUGUUUGAGUUCCGCAUCAUUUUGGGGUCAUGUUGUCUCUGGGGGGACGGUUGGUUUGGAUGAACUUGUGGACCGUUUGUUUUUGCUCAUUUCUCCCUUUAUACCUCUCUGAAAAGUCACUGUUUGUAAAGCAAAGAACAAAUGUCUAGGGGAGGUUGUUGGAUACGUUGUGAAGCAGUGUGUAUAUGCUUCCUCUGUCCCAGUUUUAUCCUGUAACUCUGCAUCUUAGAUUUUUUUUUUUUUUUUUUUUUUUUUUUUGCAUUUCUCAAACUCUAAUAAACACUUUCAGCUAUUGG
Messenger RNA from Salarias fasciatus (jewelled blenny), 9443 nucleotides. It is a transcript of the gene arap1, whose product is annotated as ArfGAP with RhoGAP domain, ankyrin repeat and PH domain 1. Lineage: Eukaryota; Metazoa; Chordata; Actinopteri; Blenniiformes; Blenniidae. Gene Ontology annotation, biological process: regulation of cell shape; positive regulation of GTPase activity; signal transduction. Gene Ontology annotation, cellular component: cytoplasm. The record is from RefSeq and is a predicted model, not a curated record. The coding region runs from base 273 to 5237 and encodes 1654 amino acids. The transcript has 32 exons. Gene Ontology annotation, molecular function: GTPase activator activity; phosphatidylinositol-3,4,5-trisphosphate binding; protein binding.